AAUCAGCGUUCGUGAUUUAUUUAAGACAAAAAAUUUCUAAUUCUCUAUACAAAUAUUUUAUAUCGUAUUCAUACAUGUACAUAAUUGUAUUAGUUCAUUGUUAGAAAAUAAUUUUGUUAUCGGUUGUGUUGAUUAAAUUAAAAGAUGAUUAUUAUAUUUUAUUGAAAAGUCGUUUUGAUUUUAAAAUUAUUUUUUUUUGGUUUACAAUGGAGCCUGUAAAUAUUACUAGUACUACAACGGCAUCAAGGUUUCAAAGGAACAAAAUGUUCAGGUUCUUAUUGGAGCCAGCAGUAUUUUUAAUAUUUUUCGGGAUAUAUCUAUCUGUUAAUUUUCAGCAACCGUAUUUCAAACUCAUUUAAUGCAAGAAACUUGUAAAAACAUUUUUAAAUUUAAUAGCACUGACUGUGAUAAAUUGGGAACCGAGGAAAUAGAAUCAGAUAGUACCAAAGCAAUAAAUUUGGUAACUCAACCAUAUGUUGCUAAAAUAUUUAUGGUAAAAUCAAUUAUGGAGAGCGUAGUUCCGGCAAUUGACAGUUUAUUUGUUGGGCCUUGGUCAGAUAAAUUUGGUAGAAAGCCAGUGAUAAUAACAGGUCUAGUAGGUUAUUUUCUUAGCUUCACUAUAUUGUCUGUGAUAACGUUGUUUUCACUGAGUUUCGUUAUAUAUCCAUGGUAUUAUAUAAUUGUAUGUCUACCAGUUUUAGCUUUAGGCGGAAUAUGCUGUUUAAUAUCUGGUAUAUUAUGCUAUAUAGCUGAUGUUUGCAAGCAAGAUAACUUGGCGUUUAGGUUAGUAACAAACGAGGCUUCAAUAUUUCUUGGUUCUUUUUGUGGAAAUUUACUAAGUAGUUAUUUUCUAAGUUAUUCAAGUCCUCUUUGUAUAUAUAUAACUUCAACUUUAGCUGUGUUUCUAGCAAUUUUGUAUGUGAUAUUCUUUGUUAAAGAAGGUGUACAUUCUAAUGGUCGCACGAAAACGGAAAUGUUUUAUGGGCUAUUCGACUUUAGUUUAGUCAAAGAAAUGUUAUCAACUUGUUUUGAAAGACGAGCGAAUUACGAUCGGGCUAUAAUAUGGCUUACUAUGUUAAGUUCGGUUAUCACUAUUUUUAUUAUGGAGGGAAGUGGUACCGUGAUGUAUCUUUUUGCAUUGGAAAAAUUUAACUGGACUAUAACAGAAUAUACUAGAUAUGACGCAAUCGCUAUCGCUAAUUUGACAAUUGGAAAUGUUUUUGGAGUAUAUAUAAUGCAAAAGAUUUUUAAAUUUUCGGUUACAACCUUGGCUUUGCUAGGAAUUGCGAGUGCUGUAUUGGAUUCAGUAGUUAAGGCAACAGCUACAUACUCAUGGGAAAUGUAUUUAGCAAUGGCUCUUGGUAUGUUAAGAGGCAUCGCAGGUCCAAUGAAGAGAGCAAUUUUAUCCCAUGUUGCACCACAACAUGAUCUAGGGAAAAUAAUGUCUUUCACAGUAUCUUUGGAAUCAGUUUCUACUUUAGCUGCUGCACCAUUGUAUACCUUUAUUUAUACUUCAACUAUUCAAACUUAUUGCGGUGCAUUUAACUUUUUUAGUACCGCCCUUUAUUUUAUAUGCUACAUUUUCAUAUCAACUGUUUAUGGAAUUCAAAAAGUCAAUUCGCUCAGUUCAUAUGAAACAAUAAGUUAACAACUUUCAUAAAAAAGGGUAAAUUUAAGGAUAUCAACAGCUUCCAUAAAAUGUGGUAAAUAGCUUUUCAAGUGCUUUACACAACUAAACGAAUUUGCGGCUUUGUGACCAAAAAUAAAACAAAAAAUUUCAAUAUUACAUAAGUAUACACGUAUUAUGACUAUACGUAAUUAUAUAUAUAUAUAUGUACAUAUAUAAAUAAAUAUUUGGGCUAAUGAAUUAAC
Condylostylus longicornis is the source of this 1872-nucleotide messenger RNA. Its product is annotated as proton-coupled folate transporter-like. NCBI's taxonomy places the organism in Eukaryota, Metazoa, Arthropoda, Insecta, Diptera, Dolichopodidae. Gene Ontology annotation, biological process: transmembrane transport. Gene Ontology annotation, cellular component: membrane. The coding region runs from base 359 to 1648 and encodes 429 amino acids. Gene Ontology annotation, molecular function: transmembrane transporter activity. The transcript is spliced from 10 exons. The record is from RefSeq and is a predicted model, not a curated record.